Messenger RNA from Gymnodraco acuticeps, 1397 nucleotides. RefSeq names its product 5'-AMP-activated protein kinase subunit gamma-1-like. The record is from RefSeq and is a predicted model, not a curated record. Lineage: Eukaryota; Metazoa; Chordata; Actinopteri; Perciformes; Bathydraconidae.
GAAUGCUGACUAUCACAGACUUCAUCAACAUCCUGACCAGAUACUACAAAUCCCCCAUGGUUCAGAUCUACGAGCUGGAGGAACACAAGAUCGAGACAUGGAGAGAGCUGUACCUGCAGGAGACCUUCAAACCUCUGGUCCACAUCUCACCUGAAACCAGUAUCUUGGAGGCGGUGUCCUCUCUGAUCCAGAAUCAGAUCCACCGUCUGCCGGUCAUCGACCCGAUCAGCGGGAACGCCCUUUACAUCCUGACUCACAAGAGGAUCCUCAAGUUCCUGCAGCUGUUUGUGUGUGAGAUGCCGAUGCCGGCCUUCAUGCGCUGCUCUCUGGAGGAUCUGAGCGUUGGAACGUACUCCAACAUCGCCUUCGUGCACCCCGACACGCCGCUCAUCACGGCGCUCUGCGUCUUCACCCGCCGCCGCGUCUCCGCCCUGCCCGUCGUCGACCACAACGGGAGAGUGGUCGACAUCUACUCCAAGUUUGACGUCAUUAACCUGGCGGCAGAGAAGACGUACAACAACCUGGACGUCACGGUGACUCAGGCGCUUCGUCAUCGAUCGCAAUACUUUGAAGGCGUCAUGAAAUGUAACAAAAGAGAAACGCUGGAGACCAUCGUGGACCGUAUCGUGAAGGCAGAGGUCCACAGGUUGGUGGUGGUCGAUGAAGAGUCUCGUAUCGUCGGCAUCGUCUCUCUGUCAGACAUCCUGCAGGCGCUGGUGCUCACCCCCACAGGGUCAGGGAGGAAGGAGUCUCUCCCCCCUCAACCUGACACCUGCCAGCAGGGGGAGACAGAGGACGAAGGAAAGGGGGAGACAGAAGAGGAAGGAAAGGGGGAGACAGAGGAGGAAGGAAAGGGGGAGACAGAAGAGGAAGGGGAGACAGAGGAGGAAGGAAAGGGGGAGACAGAGGAGGAAGGAAAGAGGGAGACAGAAGAGGAAGUAAAGGGGGAGACAGAGGAGGAAGGAAAGAGGGAGACAGAAGAGGAAGUAAAGGGGGAGACAGAGGAGGAAGGAAAGGGGGAGACAGAAGAGGAAGUAAAGGGGGAGACAGAAGAGGAAGGAAAGGGGGAGACAGAGGAGGAAGGAAAGAGGGAGACAGAAGAUGAAGUAAAGGGGGAGACAGAGGAGGAAGGAAAGGGGGAGACAGAAGAGGAAGUAAAGGGGGAGACAGAAGAGGAAGGAAAGGGGGAGACAGAGGAGGAAGGAAAGGGGGAGACAGAGGAGGAAGGAAAGGGGGAGACAGAAGAGGAAGUAAAGGGGGAGACAGAGGAGGAAGGAAAGGGGGAGACAGAAGAGGAAGUAAAGGGGGAGACAGAAGAGGAAGGAAAGGGGGAGACAGAGGAGGAAGGAAAGGGGAGACAGAAGAGGAAGGAAAGGGGGAGACAGAGGAGGAAGUAA